Molecule: messenger RNA, 749 nt
Organism: Punctularia strigosozonata HHB-11173 SS5
Lineage: Eukaryota; Fungi; Basidiomycota; Agaricomycetes; Corticiales; Punctulariaceae
Exons: 5
Coding region: 104-694 (196 amino acids)
Source: RefSeq, a predicted model, not a curated record
CGACCGAGCAUGUCCGAAGCCUGACACCUGCGUUCGUCCUUGCUCCACACUGAGCUGGGCAUAUCCCUCGCCGCAUUCACGCUUCGAUUCUUCGUCUCACACGAUGACGGCGCUGGAGGAAACGGCUCAACAGGACGAAUCCGCGAAGCUUCAAGAGCUCCUGCUCGUAUCCAUCACAGUGCUCGAACAGGGCGUGGACCUCGUGGAGAACGUUCUUAAGCAGGAUGAGCACUUGACAACUCACUCUCAAUACUUACCCGGAUCGACGAUAGGAAAACAUUUGCGGCAUGCAUCCGAUCAUUUCAAUUCUCUGACGGACAGUUGGGCCCAAGAACCCCCUCGCAUCAUGUCCUAUGACACUCGAAAACGAGGCACAGCGAUGGAGUCGAACUUGCUGGCAGCGAGCGAAGCUCUGAAGCAGUGCAUAUCCCAACUGGAGGAUGUCGUUCCAAAAGCCGCGAUGGACGCGCCCAUUACGCUGCAAGCCAUCACUCCCUACCCCCAAACAGUACAGACUAGCUUCGGCCGCGAGCUAUGGUUUUGCGCGUUGCAUGCUGUGCAUCAUUGGGGAAUGGUCCGAGUGAUAGCGGGGGAGCUUGGUUUCAAACUCGAAGAAUCCUUUGGCUUCGCCCCUUCGACCCUAGUUCAUCAAGGAGCUACGGAUGCACCUUUAGGGCGCAAAGCCAAGAUAUGAGAAUUACCCGUUGUUGUCCUGUUAAUGAUACUGUAACGCUUAAUUCGAUAUCUCU